UGCCUUUAUACGACAUGUCAGGAAAAAAGAAAAAAAAAUUGCUGGACACAUAAAAUCCCGCAUAACUAGUGCCGUAUCCCUAAGCUUUUAUUCCAUGAGAAUAUCCACAAGUAUCAUCCAUAUUAUCGUUGCUGCGUUUAUGAUUAUGAACCGAUUCUUAGAUACACCACCUUACUCACAAAAGACAUCUUACUCACUAGUAUUUCAUUAAUUUCAUCCAACCAGAAUUUUAUUUUAUUUUCUUUGCUUCACUUUCAUACCAUGAGAAAAUUAGCUCAUAGUACCUUCCUUGUAAUUCAUCUUCUCUUCCAUCAUACACUAGUGAUCAUAGUAAUUAAUGGAUCUCAAGUGAGUGGUGACUUGACUGUCAGCAAUAUUCAACAAAUACCAGAAAUACUGUUAUCUCCUCCAUCGAUCUCUUCGGAGAAGAAGAAAAAGAGUUCCUUGGCCUCGACAUUCAAGAUUGCUUUGUUCGCCGAUCUUCAUUACGGGGAGAACGCAUGGACGGAUUGGGGUCCUCAACAAGAUGUGAACUCAGGUAAGGUCAUGUCAACUAUUCUGGAUCAAGAAGUACCAGAUUUUGUAAUUUAUCUUGGAGAUGUGAUUACGGGGAACAAUAUACCUGUUGCCAAUGCGAGUUUAUACUGGGAUCAAGCAAUCUCUCCAACUCGAUCCAGAGGAAUACCAUGGGCUACUAUAUUCGGUAACCACGAUGACGCUCAUUUUGAGUGGCCAAUGGAAUGGUUUUCUUCAACCGGCAUUCCUCAAGUUCAAUGCCUUGAGCACUGUUCAGCGGUUUCAGAAAAAGCAUGCAGCUUCAGAGGUACAACUCGUUUGGAGCUGAUUAAAAAUGAAAUGCAUAAAAACAAGCAGUAUUCAUUAACAAAAAACGGACCUACAAAUCUCUGGCCAAGUGUUUCCAACUAUGUAAUCCAAGUAUCGUCAUUCGAUGGUCGGAAUCAUCAUCCGAUCAGCUAUCUAUAUUUUCUUGAUUCUGGUGGUGGGAGCUAUCCAGAAGUCAUAUCGAGUGCUCAAGCAACAUGGUUUGAGAAUCAAUCAUAUGCUAUAAAUAGUGAUUCAAGGGUUCCUGAGUUAAUCUUUUGGCACAUACCAAGCAAAGCUUAUAAAGAUGUUGCACCAAGAUUCGGCAUUCACAGGCCUUGUGUUGGUUCAAUAAACAAGGAGAGUCUUGCCACUCAAGAAGCUGAGAUGGGUAUCAUGAAUAUGCUUGUAAAUAAACCAUCUGUGAAGGCAGUGUUCGUUGGACACAAUCAUGGACUUGAUUGGUGUUGUCCACAUGAAAAGUUAUGGCUGUGUUUUGCUAGGCACACUGGUUACGGAGGUUAUGGAAAUUGGCCAAGGGGAGCAAGAAUGGUAGAGAUCACUGAAAAACCUUUCUCCAUCAAGUCGUGGAUAAAAAUGGAAGAUGGAAAGAAACAUAGUGAGAUUAUUUUGUCUUGAGUUCAUCUUCCAUUAUCUUUUAACUUAAUUAGUAUUUUGUCGCAUGUACAUACAAAUUUAAAUGAAACAAGUACUUGACAAAGUAUCGUGGUUCCUACUUUUUUCUAUUACACCACAUAAUUUUUAA
Papaver somniferum (opium poppy) is the source of this 1588-nucleotide messenger RNA. RefSeq names its product probable inactive purple acid phosphatase 16. NCBI's taxonomy places the organism in Eukaryota, Viridiplantae, Streptophyta, Magnoliopsida, Ranunculales, Papaveraceae. Gene Ontology annotation, molecular function: hydrolase activity, acting on ester bonds. The record is from RefSeq and is a predicted model, not a curated record. Gene Ontology annotation, cellular component: cytoplasm. The coding region runs from base 262 to 1461 and encodes 399 amino acids. The transcript is spliced from 5 exons.